Molecule: messenger RNA, 2721 nt
Organism: Didymella exigua CBS 183.55
Lineage: Eukaryota; Fungi; Ascomycota; Dothideomycetes; Pleosporales; Didymellaceae
Exons: 6
Coding region: 1-2721 (906 amino acids)
Source: RefSeq, a predicted model, not a curated record
AUGGUGAACAGCCUCCUCUUCCGCUGGGAAGACAGUCAAGCUCUACAGCAUCAUUGCGGCUUCUGUGAGCGUCCCCUCUCCCACCCAGGCGCGAGGGCGAGUUGCUUUGGUACGCACAGUGAACCAUGUCACCGCUUCCAUCAGGCGAUGUUCAUGCGCAAUCGAGCCCACAUCUGUAAUUACUGUGGCACGAUCGACGAAGCGCACUACAAGAGGCACCACGACCUUUUAGUGCAGCUGCGCAGCAUAUAUGAAAGCUGUGGUGAAUCUGACUGGACGAUUGUGCCCGUAGAACCCGGAGAUCCAAGACGAGGCCAAAUGGUCAACGGCGAAACCGGCAAUCUCAGCCCUACACCAGAAGAUACCUCCAUCUCCAAACGUGAGCGGAAAGACGCCAAGUGCCUUGCUCGUGCGGCCAACAGAACGAAAUUCGUUACGCAGGAAGAGAUCAGAUACGUUGAUUCAGUCCUCCACCCCUCUGAAGAUGUGGCAAAUAGUGACGGUGCCAGUCCGGCCAACACAGAGGAGAUGCAAUUGAUUGAAGAACACCUCCGCUACAACGCCAACGUCUACAACAGCCAAUCAAGUCGCAAGGCCCUAAGGCAAUUCGCUAAGAUCCCUGACGUAGAUGUCGAUUUUGAGAGCGAAGUGGAGAGGGUCCUUGACACAUUCCGCAUCACUGAGCUUGUUAAGCGCAACCUCAGAAAUCGCGGGCUGCAAGGCAAGGAGCUCAAAACCUUUGAGAAUCUGGUCGAUGCAUUCAGGAACGCUGUUGUCGAAGACCUUGUCCUCCUCAAGAAGGACAUGAUGGAGGUCCGGAUGCGCCGUGCGGGCUACUUGCGCUACACCAACAAGGCUGCCUACAACAUCGUCGAGGAUCGAUAUAAUGAGAAGGAUUGGAAAACAGGAGAGCGCAUCAUAUCUUCGGCAAGCGAAUCCAGUGGCUUUUCAUCGCCCUUCGAAGAGCUAGUCUCGUCACCUAGCGAAGUCAUUGACUCGUCGAAUCCCAUCCUAAAGACCACAUCUAGUCCUGAUCGUCGUCAUCUACAGCACGUCCACACCCGCAUCAGCGGCGAUGACGGUCUUGGCCAGAGAGUCAUAGAGCCGUAUCAUGCACCUUUGUUGCCUCUCACGCCGAAUGCGGCCCCAAAGAAGCCCCCCAUCCUACAUUUGAAGGUGGUUGAGAGCAAGGAGAACAGAGUUCCUGCUGGCAUGGCCAAUCGUGGGUGGUUGCGACGAGACGUGGCUCGGCAGAUUCCCUUUGAUCAGCCUUCCUCUGUGCCAGAGGAUGAUGGACUAUCGCCGUCGCGGCCGCGAGUCAAAUCUACUACUGCGGGAACUUCGAGAACGCCACUCAAGCCAGUAUGGGACAAGACAACAAGUAUUGGUUCACCUGGACAGCUUGCUCGUAGAAUCGACGAAGUUCACUUUCCUUCGUUGAAUUUGACCGCAGAGAAUCCUCGAUUCCCUUCGAUCCCCUUAGACGCACUCGCUGUACAACCCCCCAGAGAAGAUUUCACGACAAGCUUACGAGGCCCCGAGCGCCUAAUAACGCCCAUCGAAGAUACCGAUGGUGGGCAUCCAGCUGUCUCUCAAAAGAAGGCGAAGAAAACACAGCGCGAGACAAAGCGCAAAGCUAAGAAGAUCGAGUCGCCCGAGGAGAUAUCGAGGCCUACAGCAGAGGAAGAAGCGAGCUUCGGACAAGCUGUGCGCGACCCUUGCAAAGAAUCACCGACCAGCUCAUCAGACCAGGAUGACUCUAAUCUCGCGGACGAGAUGUCUCCUCAGAGCUUUGGUGACCCUGUUGUAGAGCUAAACGACGGCGGUAAAGACGAUGUAAGCAUCGUAGCCAUAGCGGAGCAGGUCGUCGUCAACACUUCGACCAGCCCCUCCAUUACCUCGAUACCACACACCACCCACGGCAAGCAUGAUCACUGGAUUCGGUUCGUGCGCGCGUUUACCGUGGAUCAGUUGACUGUUCCGCUUCUUCAGUCUUUCGAAGGAUGUUCACACGGUUCAUCAUGCCGAUUUGAGAGCCAUGAUGUGCCCGAUUGCCCGUUUCACGAGCCACAUUGUUCUUGUGUUGACCCAGUGCUUGACCAGUGCCAUCUAAUGUAUCCUGGCAGGCAGCCUUGUACAGCGGGCCCGUACAAUCGCGCCCAAGGCCGGCGUCUAAUGGCCAUGUAUGAGCAGCAGGACCUCACCAAAGGCCGUGUAAUGCUUGUAGAUGAUGAUCUUGUGCCAUACUUCCUGGAUCUUAACACCUUACAGAACAAGCCCAAACUUGGUAGCAUGCCCCCUCGUCUGCUGCGCGAACAUACCGAAUUUCUAGAUGGCUAUGAUCGUGGUCCGCUCAUAAAGCAGGAAAUCGAAUUUGAGCGCUUGUUCGCCAAGAACAUGGCCUUCAAACAUGGACUCACUACGAAGAUGCUGCAAGGCAUCCAGCAACAGAACGAUAACGUGAAGGGAUCGGUGCAGCUAUGCUACUGUCGGACCGCGGUUAUGCCGAAGGUCUCUGAGAUCAAGAAGGAGUUCGGCAACGGCUUUGUGAGUUGUAUGUAUCGAAAGUGCGAAUUUGGGGGCAUCUUUCACAAGCGUUGCGUCAAGAAGUUGGGGGUUGAGAAGGUCAGCCGAUGGUACUGCACUGCUUGCGAAAAGAAGAUGAAGGUAACUUCACAGAUGAAGAGAAGGGAGUUGCGAAGAAGGUGGCUGCACGGAUGA